UGAAAUUUAUAUAUUUAGUCAUUUUGGAAAUAGUCAUUGUGGAAAGUCGAAAUACGUUCACUUUUUCAAUGAAUUCAACCGAUAUUUAUGAUACAACAUUGCAAUUUGAAACAGAUGCAUAUAGUAGUUCGAUUAGUCUUAAAUGUGAUAAUUUAUAAUACUAUCCUUGGAGUUCAACCAGUUAUGGUUAAUUUGAUGUAACUUCAGAGCAAAGAAGAUCUUUAUAGUGUUCUGACACCAACUUCACUAUUUAAUUAUCCAAUGAUUUCAAUAAGGAGGAAAUUUUGAUCUCAGUUUACGAUGCUAAGUAUUUCAAAAAGAUCGCAAUAUUCAAAUUUUUAUCAGACAACACCUAUGUUCCUAUAACUCCUUUGACUGAAGACUAAGCUUAAUUAUCAGCUCUUAGCUACACUAAUAACGACUUUAAUAUAACUCUAUAUACUGCUAAGACAAUCUAUUUGGAGGUUUUUAAGUGUUAAAAUUCAUAAAGUUAACUAACUAUGAAAGGUUAUGAUUCUAACUAUCUCGUCCAUAAUGUGACCAAGAUGAGUUCUAAGGAAGCCUUUUAUGACAUAUUAUAAGCCAAUUAAGGAGUUUAUUAUUAUAGAUUGUCAUAGAGUUACUACAGUUCCCCUGAUGUGUUUAUUAAAUAUUAAACUGCUCCUUUUUUUUCAAUUGAUUAAAACAAGAUCAAGGAAUACGGUGACAAAUAUUACAGUGUCUAUGCAUAUGUAAGCUCAAGGAAAAUACGAGUCUCCUUCCCUUCAGUUUAGGUUACAAAUAAUGAAAAUGUUGAAUUUACUGUUUUAGUGAGUAGGGAUGCUUAUGAGGGCAACUACGUAAACUGUGUCAAUGGAGAUUUUAAUCUUUUUUAUAAAUACGCAUAAACCUAUUCCUCUCAAUUAAGAACUUUUUAUUAGUAAAGAAAUUAUGGCACCCAAGAUGUUGAAGUGGAUUUCCCCAAUUCAGAGACUGGAUGGUAUAAUGUUAGAGUGACUGCAGUAGUGGAUCAUGGAUAUAUCAAACAGACAAUUACAUACGGCAAAUAUACAGUCUAUUAGGACUAUGAGAUUUUCCCAGACACAUUAUUGGUUCACAUCUUAGCUCCCAUCAUCAUUUCCUGCAUUGCUUUAAUAGGCUUGAUUUUUGGAGCCUGCAAGUUUUCAGCCAAAAAGAAAUAGAUGCAAUAAAUGGAAUUAUUGCAAUAGUAUUAAAGCAACAUUAACCCUUAAUAUUGAUUACGAUAAAAAUACAAUAUUUAUAUAAAGUUAC
Paramecium tetraurelia is the source of this 1272-nucleotide messenger RNA. RefSeq lists its product as uncharacterized. The transcript is spliced from 3 exons. Lineage: Eukaryota; Ciliophora; Oligohymenophorea; Peniculida; Parameciidae. The record is from RefSeq and is a predicted model, not a curated record.